AUGGAGAAGAGGGCGAAGGAUAUCGAGAAUGUCGAUCCUGAUUUCGACGUUGACAGUCUUGGUCUCGGGCCUGAGAUUGAAGCUCGGGAGAAAGCUUUGGUUUGGAAGCAGGAUUUGCACAUUGUGCCUCUUUGUGCGGCGAUUUAUCUUUUAUGUUAUUUGGAUCGCUCGAACAUUGGAAAUGCGAAAAUUCUUAAUGAAGAUACCCGUAAUGACCUUCUUUCGGAGACAAAUAUGACAUCUUACCAGUACACCAUUGCACUAAUGGUCUUCCUAAUCGCCUACGCCCUAUUCGAAGUACCCUCAAACUACUUCCUAAAAAAGCUAAAACCAAGCCGCUGGAUUUCCUUCCUAAUGCUAUCCUGGGGCGCAACAACAAUGGGCCUCGGCGGCGUCCACAACUACGCCCAAGUUACAGGCCUCCGCUUUCUCCUCGGCGUCAUGGAAGCAGGCUUAUUCCCCGGCUUCGUCUACUAUUUAACAUUCUGGUACCGCACGUCCGAGCGCUCCAUGCGCGUGGCUCUAAUCCUGGCCUCGGCUACAUUGGCAGGCGCCUUUGGCGGGGCUAUCGCCUACGGCGUCGGACAUAUGAAUGGUGCGCACGGGUUAUCUGCCUGGCGGUGGUUGUUUAUUAUUGAGGGCGCGCCGUCUUGUGCGUCGGCUGUGCUAGUCUGGUUCUUUUUGCCGGAUUAUCCGGAGACGGCGAACUGGCUCUCGGCUGAGGAAAAGGAGCUUGCGGCGAAGAGGUUGGUUGUUGAGGGGUCGCAUGGUUCGGCGAGGGCUAUGUCGUGGGAGGAUGCGAGGGGUGUUCUUGUUGAUUGGAGGUUGUAUGCUCAUUAUGCGGUGUAUUUUGGCAUCUCGACGCCUUUUUCAAGUCUGUCGCUUUUCACGCCGGCGAUUACUUCUGGUCUUGGGUAUUCGAAUCUGCGCGCUCAGUUGAUGACCGUGCCGCCGUAUGCUGUUGCUUAUGUGGUGACUGUGGCAGUUUCAUGGUCUGCAGACCAUUUCAAUAGCCGCGGUCUGCAUUCUGCGAUUUUCUCCUUCAUCGGCGCGAUGGGUUUUCUCGCUUCUGCCGUUCUCCCUGCUGAUGCGUACUUGCGUCGGUAUGGUUGCCUCAUUGUCGCAGCCAGCGGCGCCUUCGCUUGCAUCCCACCACUUCUCGGCUGGCUUUCUUCGAAUAUACGCUCCACCGCCGGCGCAGGGCUGGCUAUUGCAUUGAAUGUCUCUUUUGGCGCGCCGGGACAAAUCGUGGGAGUGUGGAUCUAUAAAAGCGACGAGGCGCAAAAGGGGUAUCCGACCGGGCAUUGGACUAAUGCGGCGCUACUGCUUUUCGUAACACUUGGAUGUAUUCUCCUGAGGGUAUAUUACGGGUGGCGAAAUAAGCGGCAGAAUGGUGAUGGUAGUGGAAAGAGGUUUGCGUACUGA
Penicillium argentinense is the source of this 1425-nucleotide messenger RNA. RefSeq lists its product as uncharacterized. The record is from RefSeq and is a predicted model, not a curated record. NCBI's taxonomy places the organism in Eukaryota, Fungi, Ascomycota, Eurotiomycetes, Eurotiales, Aspergillaceae. Gene Ontology annotation, cellular component: membrane. The transcript has 8 exons. Bases 1 to 1425 code for a protein of 474 amino acids. Gene Ontology annotation, biological process: transmembrane transport. Gene Ontology annotation, molecular function: transmembrane transporter activity.